UGGGGAAGUCAAUUUCACGCACAACCGUCCCGGGUUGCUGUCACCUGUUGUUCUUUGUUUCUCGUAUCCAGAAAAUCACUUAAGUUAUCAGUCCAGGAAAAUGGUGUACAAAGUGUAAUUGAGACGGCCCCCUAGCGCCAUGUCGUGCUUUUGGGAUUUAAUCGUCUGUUGAUCGACUUCGCUUUAAUCGAUCCGUUACGAGCAUGGCCACGGCGCAAUGAUGUGACCCGAGUGAACCACUGAAGCGGACUUGCGUUGCCGAUUCAUUCUGAACCGAGAGGUUCAGCCACUGCCUGCAGCCAGUUGAAAAAGAAGGGCCUAUCCCCGUGCUGUCCCUGACACCAUGGCGGGAGACGACCUCUACCUGAACAACCACCAUCAGCUUUUCGACAUGCCUGAAGCCAUGUGGGAGCUUUCUAACUACAACAACUUGCCUCCAAGCAAUACGUUGCGGACGGCAGAUGGCCCCUUCCUCCAGAUCAUGGAACAGCCCAAGCAGCGGGGGUUCAGGUUCCGCUACGGGUGUGAGGGGCCCUCACAUGGAGGGCUGCCAGGGGCCACCAGUGAGAAGAACAGGAAGUCCUUCCCCGCCGUCAAGGUGUGUAACUACCAAGGCCCCGCCCGCAUCGUGGUACAACUGGUGACGGCCAACCCCAGCCCUGCCCACCUGCACGCCCACAGCCUGGUGGGCAAACAGUGUGACAAGGGCAUCUGUAUAGCAGACCUCCCCCCCAAAGACUCUACCAUCAACUUCCCCAACCUGGGCAUCCUCCAUGUGACCAAGAAGAAUGUGCACAAGACUCUUGAGGAGCGGAUGACGGAGGCCCUGAGGAUGGGCUACAACAACGGCGUGUCCAUCCACCCCGAGAUCGACAUCAUGCUGGGGGAGGUGCGCUCCCCCCGGGAGCUAACGGAGCACCAGCGCAGUCUGAUCAGCAGCGCUGCGUCCCACCAGUCGAAGGACAUGGACCUCAGCGUGGUGCGCCUCAUGUUCACCGCCUUCCUCCCCAACAGUGACGGGGGGUUCUCCCGCCGGCUGGACCCCGUGGUCUCGGACCCCAUCUACGACAGUAAGGCCCCGAAUGCGUCCAACCUGAAGAUCGUGCGGAUGGACCGGACGGCUGGCUGCGUGAGCGGCGGGGAGGAGGUGUACCUGCUCUGUGACAAGGUCCAGAAAGAUGACAUCCUGGUCCGGUUCUACGAAGAGGAUGAGACCGGGAUGACCUGGGAGGCCAUGGGAGAUUUUUCCCCGACGGAUGUUCACAGACAGUUUGCUAUCGUGUUCAAAACGCCGAAGUACAGAGACCUGAAUCUCCAGAAGUCAACCUCCGUCUUCGUCCAGCUCAAGAGGAAGUCGGACAACGAGACCAGUGAUCCCAAACCCUUCACAUACUACCCUCUGAUCACAGACAAGGAAGAGGUGCAGAGGAAGAGACAGAAGACGUUGCCCAACUUCGGGGACUUCAAUGGAGCAGGAGGAGGAGGGGGACACGGUGUGUGGUUGAUAGUCGUCGUGGUUAAAUCACCAACCCUGGAUCGCUACACGGUAUGUUGUCUUGAGCCCCCCCUACCUGAGCAUCGUGGUUCUGCGUUGUUCGUCCCAGAAGCGUCCCAGGAGGCAGCGGCGGAGGACUGUAGCGGCAGUGACGGCGAAUCGGAACACCAGACGGGGGGGGACCCAGGCUCCGGGGCCGCGGCGGGCCCCCCAGCCCAGCAGAGGGGCCCUCGGGUCGGGGAGACGGAGGACUUGUGUCGGCCGCCCCCUGGAUCGCACGCCGCAGACAGGAUGGAGGAAGCAUCCCUAGCGUGUGUGUGUCUGUGUGUGUGCGCUCCAUCAGUGUGUGAGGUGGAUGUGUCUCUAUUGGCCUCAGCGAGCCGUCAGGUGCAGGCUCUGUACCAGUACGCUCUAACUGGGGACCCGGCAUACCUGUUGGCCCCUCAAAGACCUCUACUGACCACCCAGGACCAGGAUGGAGACACGGGUCUUCACCUGGGGGUGAUCCACAGCCAGGGGGAGGUGGUGAGAAGUCUGGCCCAGGUUCUGUCCUCCCUGCCUGGGGAGGACAUCCUCAACAAGAGGAACCACCUUUACCAGACUCCUCUGCACCUGGCCGUCAUCACCCAGCAGAAGGAGGCCAUCGAGGCCCUGCUGUUGGCCGGCGCCGACGCCACUCUGACGGAUCGCCACGGCAACACGCCCCUGCACCUGGCGUCGCAGCAAGGGGGCGGGGCCAUGGUGGCCACUCUGCUCAGACACACCGAGGUGGCCGAGCUGGUGGACCUGUCCAACCUGGCAGGCCUGUGCGCCCUCCACCUGGCGGUGUUGGGCAACAGCCUAUCAGCGGUCAGGGAUCUGCUGGGGGGCGGGGCCAGCGUGGAGACGGCCGAGAGGAGCUCCGGGAGGACUGCCCUCCACCUUGCCACCGAGCUGGACAACGUGUCCCUGGCCGGCUGCCUGCUGCUGGAGGGCAACGCAGACGUCAACGCCUGCACCUACAACGGCUCCACCCCCCUGCACGUAGCGGUGGGGCGCACCUCCGUCAAACUGACCGCCCUCCUUAUGGCCGCAGGUGCGGACCCUCACAAGGAGAACUUUGAGCCUCUGUACUACCGGGACGAAGACUGCUGUGAGGGUGAGGAAGAGGAGGAGGAGGACGAAGGCUACAUCCCAGGGACCACCCCGCUCAGCAUGGCCGCCGCGCCGCAGGUACUAGAGCUGCUGAAUGGUAAGGAGUACCGGCCGGAACCAGUCAGCCGGACCCCUCUGACCCCACAAGGGGACCUGUCUACCCUGGCCGUGGACACUAAGCGCGCGCUGUGCGCUGCACUGGAGGGGGGGGCUCCCGGGGGGGCCGGCGGCUGGGAGAGGCUGGCUCACACCCUGGGACUGGGCCUGCUGGUCAACGCCUUCAGGCUCAGCCCCCGUCCCGCACGCACCCUGCUGGACAGCUACGAGGUCUCGGGUGGGACGAUCAAGGACCUGGCGGCAGCGCUGCAAUUGGUUGAAAACCGCGUUGUGCUGGGCCUCCUGCAGGGGGCGCUGUUGGAGCUGGAGGCUUCCGGAGAGGCUGCCGAAGAGCCAGCCGAAGACGCCCAGGCCCCCCUCGCCGAUCUCAAGCUAGAAACUCAGAACGACAGCGGGGUGUGCGACAGUGGGGUCGAGCUCUCCACGCUCUGACUCCCUGAUUGGCUGGUCUCCCUUCCCCCCACCAAUCAAUCCACUGACUGUCGUCAUUUUUUUAUAUUUUUGACAUACAGCCUUUCGUUGGUGGAAAGCAUGGACAACCUGCCUACUUGCCUGUCUGUUUUCUGGACUCAUUGGAGGAGGUGGUAGAGUGUGUGAAAAUGAAAAUGCAAACCUUUUGUAUGAACAUUUCAUAAAGUCAAAGCACAUUGUGUGCUUUAAAGUCAAAGCACAAAAAAACGAUUGUGAACUGGAUGCAUUUACAUGUAUAACAAAACAGACUUUUGUAAGGAUACAUAUGAAAUAUUUUGUAUUUUUAAGGUUUUAAACCUCAAUGAGACAUCAUUGACAAUGAAUUGAAGCCAACAAACUAUCAAUAUCGGCUGCAUUUGAAUCCAACGCUGCAUUUAAGUUUUGAUUAUAAUCCAAAUCCCCUCAUGAAAUGGAGAAAGAUAGUUUUACUGGCGAGCAUGUUUCCUUGGGGUCGUAUGGAAUACAUUUUCCACUCCACGGAUGAACAGGGAACAUGGCCGAACAUGGAACAAUCACCAACUCUUUCAACACCUUCAACCUCUUGGAACAGUGAGACGAUUUGAAUUAACUCAACUUUAAUUGCCUUUCGGUGUGGAGAAUGCAGUCGCCGUGGUAACCUGUUUUCUUCCUUUUUGAUAUGAUUUUGUGUGGAGCUGUCCUGGAAUACUAUCAUUGUAAAACCUUUUGUCAUUUAUUUCGCAAAUUAAAAAUAACCAAUGUAAUUUUUAAUUUGAUUGUUCUUGUUGCCAUGUUUUAUUGA
Gadus chalcogrammus (walleye pollock) is the source of this 3977-nucleotide messenger RNA. RefSeq names its product nuclear factor of kappa light polypeptide gene enhancer in B-cells 1 (gene nfkb1). The coding region runs from base 344 to 3178 and encodes 944 amino acids. The record is from RefSeq and is a predicted model, not a curated record. Gene Ontology annotation, molecular function: RNA polymerase II cis-regulatory region sequence-specific DNA binding; DNA-binding transcription factor activity, RNA polymerase II-specific; protein binding. Gene Ontology annotation, cellular component: cytoplasm. The transcript has 23 exons. Lineage: Eukaryota; Metazoa; Chordata; Actinopteri; Gadiformes; Gadidae. Gene Ontology annotation, biological process: regulation of transcription by RNA polymerase II; innate immune response; non-canonical NF-kappaB signal transduction.